Aspergillus pseudonomiae is the source of this 1388-nucleotide messenger RNA. RefSeq lists its product as uncharacterized. The record is from RefSeq and is a predicted model, not a curated record. Bases 403 to 1344 code for a protein of 313 amino acids. The transcript is spliced from 4 exons. NCBI's taxonomy places the organism in Eukaryota, Fungi, Ascomycota, Eurotiomycetes, Eurotiales, Aspergillaceae.
GGGAUCGCAUGAUAGAUAAUUGGAAGCCCCAUUUGCAUGUGUUCAUGGUCUGUGGCUGAUCGACGUCAGUAAUUAACUGCCACACCUGAUCCUAGUGAAGAAGGAUCUUCUACGGGACCCCGAGCCAACAGACAUUUUUUCUAACUUUGGGCUUGGACCACGGUUUGACCACUGUUAUUAAUCCUCGUCAGUCGAUACCGGCCAAAUAGCCGCAAUUGUAUAUCCUGCCGACCGACCGACCGAUCUAAAACCGAGGUGGCUCUUGCUUAUUGAUCCUGCACCUAUUUUGACUCGGAGGGAGGUUUUCUUUCACAAUUUGGUCGAGGCCGCGAUUUAUACUUGGUGUCGUAUAGCUGGAAAAGGACGCACGCAUUGCUGUCACAUAUACACCGCUAUCUGACCAUGUCCGUCAUGCUUCGUAACAUGGCUCUGCUAUUAUUUACUUUGUUCUCCUGGCGGGCCUUUGCUGCUUCGGAUAUCACAUAUUGCUCUUCGGUGAAUACGGGAGCUUCGAACUCUGCUAAUGUCAGUGUGUAUCAAUCAAAUGGACUUUGUACAGACACAUGUAAUUCCGACUAUGCUUUCGGGAUUCUUCAAGGGAAGAGUUGUUGGUGUUCGAACAUUGCGCCCAACAAAGCGACCAACGUUGAUACGACGAAGUGUGAUACAGGGUGUCCCGGGUAUCCCGAUGAUAGUUGUGGAAGUGCAUCCAAGGGUGUUUUCGCUUAUAUCCAGAUGAACUUGCAUUCGCCAUCGGGAACAGCCACUGUUUCGUCGAGCACGUCAACUACUACAGAGUCAUCGACAAAAUCGACGGACUCUUCCAAAACCACAGAAGCACCUACGACGAGCUCAACUCAAUCAAUCGAAACCGUUGCCGGAGAGGUCAAAACGAUCACGGUCCCCAAUGCAAAGCCAACGGCAGAUUCAAGUGCCGGCAUGUCUGAGAAGGAUAGUAGUAGCAGCUCGGGUUUAAGUGGAGGCGCAAUUGCUGGCGUGGUAGUCGGCUCGCUCGGCGGCUUGGCUGCUAUUAUAGCCAUCUUCUUCUUGAUCUUCUUCAAGAAACGCCAAGCGCGUUCGACAAGCCCAAGCCCAAGCGUCUCAAAUGGCUUGCUGGAUGGUAGAAACAGCAAAGGUUCUCAGAUGAGCGUCGCGAAUCGAGCAUUCUCGGAUACCCAUAGCCAUACAUUAUCUGCCGGAUCCUCAAGACUACCAACGUUUACCGAUACUCGCUUGAAAACGGAUACUGUACUGUACGCAGGCGGCCGUCGUGACAGUGACGUGUCGCUUCAGGACAAUGAAGACUAUUCUCGGCCAGUUCUUCGGCUUACGAACCCCGACUGAUAAGAUCCACAAGAGAUCCUGGCUACUUCUUCUGUCUUCACUUU